Messenger RNA from Kickxella alabastrina, 357 nucleotides. RefSeq lists its product as uncharacterized. The transcript has a single exon. Bases 1 to 357 code for a protein of 118 amino acids. The record is from RefSeq and is a predicted model, not a curated record. NCBI's taxonomy places the organism in Eukaryota, Fungi, Kickxellomycota, Kickxellomycetes, Kickxellales, Kickxellaceae.
AUGUCGUCUGCUCUUGCGCUCAAGUGCGCUGCUAUUUUGGGCGCCUCAGGCGUUGCUCUUGGCGCCUUUGGCGCGCACGGACUGAAGAACGUCAUUACAGACCCAGAGAAAAUUAAGACUUGGGAUAUGGCGUCUAGAUAUCAGCUAAUUCACGCUGUGGCUCUUUUGGGAUUUUCAGCCACUGGCCGUCGCAGCCGCAGUGUCGUCGGCCUGUGGACAGUUGGAGCAGUGUUGUUUUCGGGCUCGAUAUAUUGUCUGGUCCUCAAUAGGGAUGUCUUUAGACCGCUGGGACCCGUUACGCCUCUUGGUGGCAUGUUCAUGAUCGCUGGCUGGCUUGCGCUGUUGGUCGCGCCCUAA